GCCAUGUCCUCGCUGCUGUCCCUGCAGGAGGAGAACCGGGUCCUGCAGCAGGAGCUGUCCCGUGUCGAGGAUCUCCUGGCCCAGAGCCGUGCCGAGAGGGAUGAGUUGGCCAUCAAGUACAACGCCAUCAGCGAGCGGCUGGAGCAGAGCCUGCGGCAAGAGGGGGGUGAGCAAGAGGUGGGGCAGGGUCUGGCCCAGCAGAACCUGGAGCUGCGGCGGCGGCUGGAGGAGGAGCAGAGCGCGUACAAGAGGAAGCUGCAGGCGUACCAGGAGGGGCAGCAGCGCCAAGCACAGCUGGUCCAGAAGCUCCAAGCCAAGGUGCUGCAGUACAAGAAGAAAUGUGGUGAAGCAGAGCAGCAGCUGCUGGAGAAGGCAACGGAGCUGGAGCAGGAGAGGCUGACGCUGGAUGUGAGCAGCUCACAGCUGGAGGAGGAGAGCAGCAAUGAGCUGGAGAACGCCUUGAUCCGGCUGGAGGAGGAGCAGCAGAGGAGCAGCAGCCUGGUGCAGGUGAACUCCUUGCUGAGGGAGCAGUUGGCUCAGGCCAACGCUGCCAACGCGGCGCUGAGCGAGGACAUCCGGAAGGUGACAGCGGAUUGGGCCCGGGCCCGGGAGGAGCUGGAGCAGCGGGAGGAGGAGUGGAGGCGUGAGGAGGAGUCCUUCAACACCUACUUCAGCAACGAGCACAGCCGGCUCCUCACCCUCUGGAGGCAGGUGGUGGCCUGCAGGAGGCAGCUCGGAGAGGUGAAAACCAGCACGGAAAGGGACCUGCUGGACCUGCAGCAGGACCUGUCCCGCACGGGCCGCGCUGCCCACGCCGCGUGUCUGCACCUGGGCUCCCACCUGGGAAUGCGGGAAAGCCGCGAGGGUGCGGAACGGCAGCGGCUGGAGCAGCACCUGGAGCAGAGGGACAGCGAGACAAGGACCCUGAGCUGCCGGCUGGAGGAGGUGACAGCAGCACUGGAGAAGCUCCGGGAGCAGAAGGGGGAGAAGGAGCGGGAGGUGCAGGAGCUGCAGGGGAGGCUGCAGGAACUGGAGGCUGCACGUGCCCGGGACCCCUCCCCAGCUGAGCUGGAGGCUCUGCGCUCCGAGCUGGAGCUGCUACAGAGGGUGCUGCGGGACAUCACCCAGGCAGUUCUGGCAGAGGAUCCCCUGCAGCCGUCCCUGUCCCCUCCAUCUCCCUCCCCUCCGCCCUCCGCCGCUCUCUCAGCCGUUCGGGCCGCCCUGGACCGGCACCGCCAAAAGCUGCAGGAGGCGCGGGCAGAGGCCCAGGCACUGCGGGGGCAGUUGGAGGAGCUGGGGGCUCAGGCCGGGGGGUGCCGGCGGGAGCGGGACCGGGCUCUGGCCCGGCUGGAGCAGCUGGAGGAGCAGAACCGGGACAUGCGCAGGGCACAGGAGGAGGUGGAGGUGGCUCUGGUCGGGGCACAGGAGCGGGCAGAGGCUCUGGAGGAGGCGCGGGCCCAGGCUGCACAGCAGGCAGAGAGCACCCGGCAGCAGCUGGAGCUCCGGCAGCAGGAGGUGGAGGAGCUGUCGGGGCAGCGUGCGGAUGCCCGUCGGGAGGUGCUGGAGGUGCGGGAGGCGCUGAGCCGCGCGGCGCUGGAAGCGGAGGUGGCGCGGGGUGAGCGGGAGGUGCUGAGCCGGGCACUCAGCAAGGCUCAGUGCAGCUGCGGGCAGCUGGCUGCGGGGCAGCGGGUGGCGGUGGCCGAGCAGGCCCGGCUGCGGGAAGCCCUGGCCCGUACCGGGGAGCUGGCGGCAGGGCUGGCCCGAGAGCGGCGGGAGCUGGUGCUGGGGCUGGAGCGGGAACGGGAGAGCGGGAGGCGGCGGGCAGAGGAGCUGGGAAUGGAGGUGACCGAGCUGAGAGAACGGCUGGAGAGGGGCCGGAGGAGGGGCCUGGAGCGGGGUCUGGAGCGGGGCCGCAGGGAGGCCGAGGAGGGGACCCGGGGGCUGCGGGGACAGCUCGGGAUCCUGCGAAGCCACCAGCUGAGGCUGCGACAGCUCCUGGGGCAGGCAGUGCAGGAGCAGGGUGCUGCGGGCCGGGCCCUGGUGCACGCACGGGGGGAGCAGGAGCGGCUGCGGGAGGAGCUGCAGGAGGUGGCCCGCAGCCGGCAGGCACUGGCCAAGGAAGGGGCCAGCCUGGCCGUGCAGUUGGCCACCGCCCAACGCCAGGGCCAGGAGCGGGCCCAGGAGGUGGCAGCGCUCAGGGUGGAGAAGGAGGCGCUGGAGAGCAGCAUCUUCCAGCUCCAGCAGCAGCUGUCCCAGCGGGAUACCCACACCCGGCACCUGGAGGCUGAGGCACGGACCCUGCUCCAGGCCAAGGAGGGACUGGAGGCCGAGCUGGGUGCCAGCCGUCUGGAGCGGGAGCGGGAGCUGGAGGAGCGGCGCCAGGCAGUGGCAGCGGCCGAGGCAGCGGCGGUGACAGUGGCACUGCAGAGUGCCAGCACCGCCCAUCGCCAGGAGCUGGACCGCCUGCAGCGCCAGAAGGAGGAGCUGGAGGCUGAACGGGGCCGGCUGGCUCGGGAGCAGGAGGAGCUGGCGGCGGAGCUGGCGGCGAUGCGGCGGCAGCGGGAGAGUGAGAAGCAACAGGCCCUGGCACUGCAGGAGGAGGAGCGGGCGGCACUGGCAGAGACUCUGGAGGGGCUGCAGAGGAGUUUGGCUGAGGCCACGGCUGAGCUGGAGCAGCGGCGGCGAGAGGUCACGGGGCACCAGGAGAAAGAGCAGAGCCUGGCUGCAGAGCUGCAGAGCCUGCGGGCACAGGCAGAGGAGGCAGCAGUGGCCCACGAGCAGGAGGCCAGAGCCCUCCAGGAACAAACCACAGCAGUGGCCAAGCAGAGGGACACUGCCCUGCGGGAGGUAAAACCCCCUCGUGUGCAGGUGCGGGUGCUGCGGGAGGCCCGUGCUGCGGGGCAGCGGGCGCUGCGGGAGGCCCAGCGGGAGGCCCGGGAGCUGCGGGUGCUGGGGGAGACCCAGCAGAGGAAGGUGCUGGAGGCCCAACGGGCCCUGGGGGAUGAGGCCAAGGAGAAGGAGACCCUGAGGCGCUCCAACCAGGAGCUGAGGGCAGCGCUGAGGCGUGCAGAGGGAGAGCGCAUCAGCCUGAAGCACUCGGGUGAGGAGAAGGAGCAGCAGCUGGUGGUGGUGGAGGAGGGGAGGGUGGCAGCAGAGCGGGAGGUGCGGGAGCUGCGGGCACAGCUGCGGGAGCUGGAGCGAGCGCGUCUGGAUGCACGCAGGGAGCUGCAGGAACUGCGGCGGCAGAUGAAGGACCUGGACAGUGAGAAGAGCAAGAAGAGCCGGGAGGUGGGGGAGCUGCAGGCACGCCUGGCCCUGGGGGAGCAGCGGGAGGAGGAGAGGCACCGGGAAGCCUUUGGCCUCAGGCAGAAGGUGGCUGAGAGUGAGGCAGGCACAGAGGCAGCCAGGAAGGAGCUCCAAGCCCUGCAGCAGCGCCUGGCAGAGGCAGAGGAGGAAUUCCGGCAGCGGGAGAAGGAGCUGUCCCGCAGCUUGGAGGAGGCUCGGGGCAACGAGCGGAAGCUGCUUGCGGACACCCUGAACCUGCGGCUGAAGGCGGAGGCUGCGCGGGGCGAAGCUGCGGAGCUGAGCCUGAAGCUGAGCGCGGCCGAGGGCCGGGCCCAGGGGCUGGAGGCGGAGCUGGCCCGGGGCGAGGAGCUGCGCAGGGCUACCGAGAGCCGCCUGGGGGGCAUCCGCUCCGCGCUGCGCCGCACCAUGGGCAUCCCCCGGGCGGGGACACGGCCCCCCGGCAAGGGGGGGGGACCAGAAGCCUCGGGGACCCCCAGCUCCUCCCCGGACACCGACGCAGCCUCCGAGCCCGAGGCGGUGCGGGCAGCACUGGGGGAGUUCCUGAGGGAGCUGCAGGACACCCAGAGGGAGAGGGAGGAGCUGCGGGUGCAGGUGGGCACCCUGGGCAGGCAGCUGGCAGAGGCAGAGGAGGAGCGGGACAAGGCCAGGACCCGGGCACGGCAGCUCCAGAAGAUGGUGGCUGAGAGUGAGGAAGGUGAUGGGCUGAGCAGCCCCCAGGCCACGCGGGUGCUGCAGGAGGAGAGGCUGCAGUGGGGCGAGCGGGAGCGGCGGGAGCUGCAGGAGAAGGUGGUGGGGCUGGAACAGAACCUGCAGAGUGCCCAGGCCCAGCACAGAGCUCUCCAGGAGAAGCUCUCCAUGGUGCAGCCCCUCCAGGCCCAGCUGGAGGAGGCCAAGGGGCAGCUGGAGGUUGCAGGGAGCCGGGGCCGCCGGCUGGAGCUGCAGCUGAGGGUGCUGGAGGGGGAACUGCAGAGGGCACAGAGGGACCUGAGACAGCAGAGAGCAGAGACUCAGACAGCACAGGAGCGUGCUGAGACACUGCAGAGACAGUUGGCCGGGAGCGAGCAGCGUGUCAGCACCUUGCAGCUGGCAGUGGAGAGGCUGAGCACAUUCUGGGCACAGAGCAGCCCGAAGGCCACUGUCCCCAGCGAUGUCCCCAGCACCCCCUCCCCAUCACCCGAUGGCACCGGGGUCCAGGAGCAGCUUCAGCAGCUCCAGAGUGUCCUGGCUGCCGGGGAGCUGGACCGGCGGGCACUGCAGGAGGGGCUGGAGGUGGCCCGGAGGGCGCUGGUGGAGGCGAGGGAGGAGAAGGGAACCCUGCGGGAGCAGCUGCGGGAGCUGCGGGAGGAGCGGGAGGAACUGCAGAGGGGCAGGGAGGAGCUGGAGCUGCGGCUGCGGCAGCAGCAGGAGGUGAGGGUCCCCUCUCACACCCUCCCGGGGGCCAUGGCUGACCCCUCCACCCCCCAGGGGGACAGGAGGGAGGCUGAGCGCCUGGCCCUGCGCCUGGAGAAGGACAAGAGUGCCCUGAAGAAGACCCUGGACAAGGUGGAACGGGAGAAGCUGCAGGGACAGGAGGACUCAGCCAGGCUGUGGGCAGAGAAGGGGAGGCUGGACAGAGCCCUGGGCACAGCCCAGAGGGAGCUGGCACAGGCACAGCACCACAUCCAGCUCCUGCAGGCACAGGUGUCAGCCCUGGAGCAGCGCUCUGCCCCCCCCCCACGUGUCACCCCCCACGAGAAGGUCCCACUGCUGCAGGGCCCGGAGCUGCCCCCACACCCCACCAGCAUUUAGGGUCCCCCCACAGAGCCUGGCACAGCUCAGCUCAUGGGGGGGGGGGGGAAACCAAACAACCCCAACCACUGAUUUUUGUCUCAUUGCCUUUCCUCAAGAAAAAAAAAACAAAAAACCAACCCCAAACCCCUGCACUUUACUCCCCCAGCUACUGACCCAGAGGGAGUUUUGAUGCAGUGUGAGCCCUGGGCACUCGGUUCUCCUUUUCUUGUGCUUUGUUUUUAUUGCAGUUUUUAACCAAAAGUUUGAAAAUACCUUUUUAUAACCUUAGAAAAGCCACCUUGGCACCUUGAUUUAUUCUUCCUCUCCCCUUACCCAAUGCUUCUCCACCAGCUCCUAAUUUUCCCCCUUUUUUCUAACAGAAAAACUCCUCCAGUCUGAUGGGUUUGGGCAAAUAACAGGAUUUAGAUCUCUUUUUUUUUUUGAGUUUGAGGAUUUUCUUGGUGCUAAAUGGCUGAAAAAAUGUGGGUGUCAAGGGGAUGGUUUCAAGUGUGUGUCCCCCACUAUUAAAUGUGGAUA
This is a messenger RNA of Calypte anna (Anna's hummingbird), 5613 nucleotides long. It is a transcript of the gene CROCC, whose product is annotated as ciliary rootlet coiled-coil, rootletin. The coding region runs from base 4 to 5094 and encodes 1696 amino acids. NCBI's taxonomy places the organism in Eukaryota, Metazoa, Chordata, Aves, Apodiformes, Trochilidae. The transcript has 35 exons. The record is from RefSeq and is a predicted model, not a curated record.